AUGUUUGUCCACACUCCGGUUGUGAAUCAACAGGUUGCCGGUGGCGAUUCUUCCAACAAGUUAGUCGACCUGGGCAAUGGUGAAGCGAGCCCGGUAAAAGAGCCGGUACUGGGCUAUCUGGCCAAACAUGCACGCAAGAUCUGUCUAGCUGCCAAGCCAGCCCCACUGAUACAGUCCAGCUUCCAG
This is a messenger RNA of Opisthorchis viverrini, 186 nucleotides long. RefSeq lists its product as hypothetical. The record is from RefSeq and is a predicted model, not a curated record. The annotation marks the transcript as partial. Lineage: Eukaryota; Metazoa; Platyhelminthes; Trematoda; Opisthorchiida; Opisthorchiidae. The transcript has a single exon.